This is a messenger RNA of Pedinophyceae sp. YPF-701, 639 nucleotides long. NCBI's taxonomy places the organism in Eukaryota, Viridiplantae, Chlorophyta, Pedinophyceae. The record is from the annotation of a GenBank genome assembly.
AUGGUGGCAGCGAGCGUCGACGUCUCCGAGCUGAAGAAGCGGAUCUUCGAGAUUCAGGCCCAGAAGGACACGGUCGAGGCGGAAAUGGACGCCUGCCUGGCGCGCCUGAACGCUCCAGGGCAGCCCGGCGAGACCGAGCCCCUCGUGGACCGCGAGGGCUUCCCACGCGACGACGUCGACAUCCCCCAGAUCCGAACCGACCGAAAGCGUGUCAUCGAGCUCCGCAACGACCACAAGGGGAUCAUGAAACAGCUUGGCGAACUGCUGACCCAGCUCCACGCCGCCGUGAAGCACGAGGUCCCGCGUCCGUCCGCAGCGGACGCAGCGCAGACCGGCGCCGCGCCGCCGGACGCGCCGGCCGCCCCCGCGACGGCGCCUUUCGCCGUCAUCGACCAGGUGGCCGCGGACAGCCCGGCGCAAGCUGCGGGGGUGCAGCUCGGUGACAGAGUCGUGGCUGUCGGCGACAUCCGCGGACCGCCGGCCGAGGCGUUCGAGCGCGUGGCGGCGUGGCUGCCGACUGCGGAGGGCGUGAAGGUUGCCUUGGUGGUGGAGCGGGAAGGUCGGCUGGUGACGCUCGCGCUCGUGCCGCGGCGGUGGGGCGGCAGGGGGCUCCUGGGCUGCCACAUGAAGCCGCUUUGA